AUGACUGCUGAACGACAUCAUAGCCAGGGGCUCCACUCCACCUUGGGAACCUGGAAAACGUCCACUUGGUGGAAGGAAGAUAUUGGACUCGCCGCAGACGUCCAGAAGGACAGUAAAGGACCGUGCACGCUCUCUACGCCCGUGACGACGAUUCUCUCCGCCGGUGACCUCACCAUUUCGAUGACGGAAAGUUCCUCUGAACCCCCCGACAUAGCCCGCUCCCGUGCAAUACCAAACGCGCAUGGAGUAUCACGCCGUUCGUCGUCCGGACUAUCUCAUUCGCCGCCCGUGAAUGAGCCCGCGAGCAGCUCCAAGAGUAGCGAUAUCAACCACGUCGCCACCACCAGCAACCAGCUUUCGACCCCCGACCAUCGCAAUCGCCAUGCUUCCAGUACCGGCAACCUCCGCGGCGAUGCUGUCCCAGGCACCAGCUCUGCCGACGAGAAGUUCGGCAAACUCGAGACAGGCUCCGUCAGUACCCUCUCCGGACAUGCUGCGGCUGUCGCAUCACCGAAGGAUGAGGUGCCGGGGGCUGUCGUAGGGGCCGCUGCACCGCGCGACGGAUCCCUCAGCAUCGAUAACAGCCAUCAAGGCAACAACAACACCGCCACGGCCGAUGACGACAAUGCCUCCAAGAAGAAGCGGGGCUUCGUCGAAGAAGUUCGUAGGACCUUUUGGAUGGUCGUGACGUACAGCUGGCUCAAUGUCUUGCUCGUCUUCGUCCCCAUCGGUAUCGUCGUGGCCAACGUCCCAGGCGUCCACGGCGGCAUCGUCUUCGCCAUGAACUGCAUUGCCGUGAUUCCCCUCGCUGGCCUUCUCAGUUUCGCGACCGAGUCGGUCGCAAGUAACAUGGGCGACUCCCUUGGAGCCCUGCUCAAUGUGACAUUUGGCAAUGCCGUGGAACUCAUCAUAUUCAUUGCAUUGGUCAAGGACCAAAUCCGCAUUGUCCAGGCAUCGCUCCUUGGCUCCAUCUUGGCAAACCUGCUGCUCAUUCUUGGCAUGGGCUUCUUCCUCGGUGGCUUGCGCUACCGGGAACAGAUUUACAACAGCACUGUCACACAGAUGAGCGCCUGUCUUCUAAGUCUGAGUGUCAUCAGUCUUGUACUGCCUACCGCCUUCCACGCAUCUUUUAACGACCCCGACUUGGCCGACAGGCAGUCGCUCAAGAUUAGCCGUGGUACCAGCGUGAUUCUUCUACUGGUUUACGGCGUAUAUCUCUUGUUCCAACUCAAAUCUCAUGCCUACAUGUAUGAGUCGACGCCUCAGCACAUUGUCGAUGCCGAGGCGAUCCCAGGCCCUGCCGCCUCAUGGCUGGACACCUCUAGCUCUGAAUCGAGCUCCGACUCGAGCUCCGAUUCAGAUUCUUCGAGCCGCUCCAGGGACACUAUGCGCAGAAAAGUGAAGAAGGUUUUCCGUGGUGGACGUCGGAGAAAGUCGUCAGUCACCUCCAUUGAUACGGUCGAAACGAACGGAAUGCGCAACGGAUCCUUUGGAAAGGAAAACGCCAGUCCCAACGAGGAACUGGCUUCGGAGUCAUCGUCUUCCCGUCCGGGGUUCUCUCAACGGAUUUCGUUUACCGACACCAACACGGAAGUUGCCGUUGACGACGAGAAGCCUCACAAACGCGGCAAGAGACAUCGCCUUCGCCGCCACGGACGCAAGCACAGGAAGAAGGACCAAGCAGGUGACCUCGAGCCAACCAUCAGCGAAGGCCCUGAAAACAAAGCUUUGGGCGCCGACGAUGGCGAGCCGAGGCGUGUGGACUUCGCCGUCCGGGGUGAAGCGUCCAACGCUGCCUCGACGGGCGCAGGCGAUGAUGCAUCUGCACCUGCCAAACGACCGUUCCCCACACUUCGUGGGAUGUCCGUCAAGAAUCUAGCGCCGACGGUCUUUGCGCAAAGGUCAGAGCCGAUGGGUGGACUUCCUCCUCCGACUCCCUCUGGCCCGGUCCCCCGUGUUCGCUAUGGCAUCAGAAGGACAAACUCUCUUCCCGACAGGCUGAACGAGCAAUACCAGAUCCGAGCUCCUGGUGCAAUGUUGCCUCCACGUGUCCCUCUUGCGGCACUCGCGGGCCUCACUGGCUAUGUUGGCGGCGCGGCCGACCGAGCAGCCAAGGACGAUGACGAUGAGCAUCUUUCCCGACCGGCGUCCGUCAUCCUGCUACUCUUGACGACGGGGCUGGUGGCAGUUUGCGCCGAGUUUCUGGUUGGAUCGAUCGAAGCCGUGACCAAAUCGUCGACGAUUGGCGAGAUCUUUAUUGGUCUCAUCAUCUUGCCCAUCGUGGGCAAUGCGGCAGAGCACGUCACGGCGAUCACGGUUGCCAUGAAGAACAAGAUGGACCUGGCCAUCGGCGUCGCGGUUGGUAGCUCGAUCCAGAUUGCCAUCUUCGUGACGCCCCUCAUUAUCAUUCUCGGAUGGAUCACGCACCACGACAUUUCGCUGUACUUCACGUUGUUUGAGACGGUCAGCCUGUUCGUGUCGGCAUUCAUGGUCAACUUUCUGGUGUUGGACGGUCGCAGCAACUACCUCGAAGGUGCGCUGUUGUGUGCCGUGUACAUCAUCAUUGCCAUCGUUGCCUUCUUCUAUCCAGACAGCAACCAGGCAAGUCAGUGGGGAGAUUAG
Messenger RNA from Purpureocillium lilacinum, 2622 nucleotides. RefSeq lists its product as uncharacterized. Gene Ontology annotation, biological process: calcium ion transmembrane transport; intracellular calcium ion homeostasis. Gene Ontology annotation, molecular function: calcium:proton antiporter activity. Gene Ontology annotation, cellular component: membrane. NCBI's taxonomy places the organism in Eukaryota, Fungi, Ascomycota, Sordariomycetes, Hypocreales, Ophiocordycipitaceae. The record is from RefSeq and is a predicted model, not a curated record.